This is a messenger RNA of Symphalangus syndactylus (siamang), 992 nucleotides long. RefSeq lists its product as uncharacterized. The record is from RefSeq and is a predicted model, not a curated record. Lineage: Eukaryota; Metazoa; Chordata; Mammalia; Primates; Hylobatidae.
AUGCAGAACACAGAAGACUGCAGUUUAGGAACACCCUACAAAAUCGUAUUUUCCAAAAACAGGGCGCUGGGAGCCAGGGCGCGCCCCUGCCUUUCGCGUCCGGAGAACCGCCUCCGCCUCCGGAGGGAGUCCGUCCCAGUGAGGGCCGCUCCCAGCCCCGGCUCCCCGUCCGAAGACAGCAGUUCCGGGAACCGCGAUGACAGCAUCGAACUGGAGAUCAGGAAGUUUUGGCGGAAAAGGCCAAGCAGUAGUGUGCGCGCGGAGCCCGGGACCGGGGCGCCGACAGAGCGGGAGCGCGGGCGCAGAGGCACGGGGGACCUUUCACAGGAGCUGCGGGAGCCGGCGCUUCCCCGCCCCAGGCCGGGAGCUGAAAGGGGCUCUAGCGCCCAGGCCGACUGCGCCCUGACCGGGAGCCACUGCGCCCAGCGCAGCCCGAGGGCGCUGAGCUCGGAGGAUGCGGUGCGGGGUGGGGGUCUCGGGAGCAACAGAGACUGGGAUCCGAGGGCCCGGCCCGCGCUGCUGCCCACGCAGCGCUUCCACUUUGGACAGAGUGUCUCCCGCGCGGCGGGCCGGCCUCUCCAGCGCGCACCUGGGGCUGCCUUUGCAGGGCCACCCCCCGCCUCCAGGGAGGCCCAUGCUCGCCGGAGAGGAACGAUGGUGGGCCCUGGUCCAGCGGGAAGGCUGGAGGAACUCAGGUUCGGAGGAAAAAGUCUUUUAGACCUGGGCCAUCGACGAAGGCUCUCUAUGGGGACUACCAGGACCGGGACGCCGUGGGCAGACGCGCCAUGCCUUCUGUGCCACCUCCCUGGGGACCGCGCGUUAGCUCGUGGUGCAGGGCCGAGCCCUGGGACUGUGAGCGCGCGUCCCGUCUUCGUGCGCCCAUGGAAAGCGGCGUGUCCGUGCGUGCGUCCGCGCGCGUGUGUCGGCUGUGACCGCAGGGAGAGCAAACAGGCCGUUAUGCAUGUGUCCUGGUCAUAAAACCUUGGAAUGAU